GUGGGUGGUGGGAUGUCGGAAAGGCCAGAUGACAAAAUGGUGAAGUUCCUGGCACCCCCCCCUAAAAGUGGAAAUGGACCAUCUUCUGGUUCAGAUUCAAUGGUGAGCGAGUCCAGACCAGCAGACGUGAGACGCCGGCAUCACACCAUGGAGCGUGACAAGUGUAACCCUGAACAUCGUUUUUUGCGUCGAAGUGUCAUCAGCGAUUCCAAUGCCACAGCACUUGCCCUUCCUUUACCCAACAAGGUCUCUGCACCUCAGUGGAUUAAGUCACAGGAACCUCCCGGCCAGCGGCAAAGAUCUGACACUGCUACUGAGUUGCCCAAAGCUGAAACUAAUGUAGCUCAAAAUGAAAAAUCUGCUGAUGGGGAGAGAGAACCAAGAAAAGAUGUAGAAGUUUCCAGAGUAGAUAAUGUGCCUUCAUCUCAAGAGCCUAUUGCUGUUCAAGAUGUGUGUGAUGGAGAGCUGGAAGGAAACGCCCGGCCUGCAAAAUUGCCAAACCAAGCAGAACCUGAAAGCUUGAAUGAGGUAAAAGCUCAUCCUGAGGAUGUAGGAGAUGAAGAAGACAAAGAUUCCGCCAAGGCACGAGCAGAAGCCGAGCAAAGGGAAGCUGAGAAAAGAGUCCAAGAUGAUAUUGAAGAGGCAGAAACCAAAGCAGUUGGAACAUCACCUGAUGGGAGAUUCCUGAAGUUUGACAUAGAGAUCGGACGUGGCUCCUUCAAGACCGUCUACAAGGGUUUGGACACAGAGACUACAGUGGAGGUCGCUUGGUGUGAGCUACAGGAUCGUAAGCUGUCAAAGACGGAGCGUCAACGCUUUAAGGAGGAAGCAGGGAUGUUAAAGGGACUGCAGCAUCCCAACAUUGUUCGCUUUUAUGACUCCUGGGAGGGACCUUCCAAAGGAAGGAAGUGCAUUGUUUUAGUCACGGAGCUCAUGACCUCUGGUACCCUGAAGACGUACCUGAAGCGGUUCAAGGUGAUGAAAAUUAAAGUGCUCCGCAGCUGGUGUAGGCAGAUCCUCAAAGGCCUCCACUUCCUCCACACUCGGGCUCCUCCAAUCAUCCACAGAGAUCUCAAAUGUGACAACAUAUUCAUCACAGGCCCAACAGGAUCGGUCAAAAUUGGAGACCUCGGACUGGCCACACUCAAGAGGGCGUCAUUUGCCAAGAGUGUUAUAGGUACCCCUGAGUUCAUGGCGCCUGAGAUGUAUGAGGAGAAGUACGACGAGUCAGUGGAUGUAUAUGCCUUUGGAAUGUGCAUGCUGGAGAUGGCCACUUCAGAGUACCCUUACUCAGAGUGCCAGAAUGCUGCACAGAUCUACCGCAGAGUUACCAGCGGGGUGAAGCCGGGCAGUUUUGACAAGGUAGCCAUUCCUGAGGUGAAGGAGAUCAUUGAGGGGUGCAUUCGCCAAAACAAGGAUGAGAGGUACUCGAUCAAAGACCUGCUGAACCACGCCUUCUUCCAGGAGGACACAGGUGUGCGCGUGGAGCUGGCAGAAGAGGACGACGGAGAGAUGGAGGCUAUUAAGCUGUGGCUCAGAAUUGAAGACAUCAAAAAGCUGAAAGGGAAGUACAAAGACAAUGAAGCCAUCGAGUUUUCCUUUGACCUCAACAAAGACGUCCCAGAGGAUGUGGCACAAGAAAUGGUUGAGUCUGGCUAUGUGUGUGAAGGGGACCACAAGACCAUCGCAAAGGCCAUAAAAGACAGAGUAUCUCUAAUCAGGCGCAAACGAGCCCAGCGACAGCAGGUCAGAGAAGAUCAAGAGAAGAGGAGGCUUGAAGAAGAGGUGCAGGUUCAGUCAGUACCAACACAGCAGACGGGCCAACAGUCUGGCAUGGAGAUACUACCCCAGUCGCAGUCUUCUUUUGUUGCCCCACAACCAAACCAACAUUCCUCACAUAUGGGUGCCCAGCUUACAUCUCAACCGAGCCUUCAGAGCUCCAACUACAGUGCUCCCCAAUCUACCCAGCUGCCUGGCAUGUCACAGGGAGUCCUCUUAACCCCUCAGACAACUGGACAACUUCCUGCUCAGAGUCAGACUUUAUCUGCUGUGCAGGUGGAGUUAGACCAACCAGAGACUGACCAACAGAUACAACAUACCAAUGCAGUUCGUGAAAUAGGAGACAGAAUCCCCAGCUCCUCUGUUGUUUCCGAGUCCCAGCCUCCUCUGUCUGGAGUGUCCUACAACAUAGUCCUGAGUCCACACCUCCAGCCCCAAGCAUCUUUGAUACAAAGUGAUCCAAAACAGCAGUCAGUGGUUCAGCAGAUUCAAAGUGUCCAACCAGAAGCUGUGUCUGUGAGGCCCACGAACCAGCCAGUUUCAGUGGCAUCUUCACAGAUUUCCUCUCUGCAAGUCUCAUCGUCUUCAUCUUCUCAGUCAUCACAGCCGCACUCAGACAGCAGCAAUUCUCUGGUACAGGCUCCAGCCUCACAGCUACAGUCUUGGGCCAAUGAUCCAAGUCCUCCUAUCAUGUCUCCACCAAUCAACGCAGAGCAUCUAUUCUUCCUCUAUCAGGCAUCAUGCCUCUCUGUUCUUCAGGCUGGAACUGUUCUUCAGGGAACUCCAGUGGAGCAGCCAGCAGGAUCUUCUACCCUCGUCCCACAGCAGCCAGAUAGCUGUUUGUCAGAUGCUGCUUCAGGUCUUAGUGAUGGCAACGACGGGAGUUCCACAUCAGGGGGUCGUCACGAAGGGCGCUCUAUGAAGCGCAACCAGAGACGAUCUGUCCGCAGCCGUUCUCGCCACGAGAAGGGCACAAAGGCCAAACUCAACGUUCUCAGCAUCUCUAAUGUUGGAGACAGAGUGGCUGAGUGCCAGCUUGAAACUCAUAACCGGAAGAUGGUGACCUUCAGAUUUGAUCUUGAUGGUGAUAACCCAGAGGAGAUAGCAGAGAUUAUGGUUCAGAGUGAGUUCAUUUUGGAGAACGAGCGUGAGUCUUUCAUCGAGCAGGUCCGGGAAGUCAUAGAGAUGGCUGAUGAAAAGGGAAAGGGCAUGAAGGAAGGCUUCUCCCAGAUUGGUGACCAGCAGCAGUCCGAGUUGACUGUUCCUAUGAUACCAGGUAUUUCUCCCAGCACCACAGCUCAGGUGGUUCAUUCAGCAGGCCGCAGGUUCAUAGUCAGUCCAGUCCCAGAAGCUCGUCUGAAAGACAAGUUCUUUGGAGCUCCUUCUACCAACACAUCAUUUGGAGAUGAUGCUGGCCCUGCUCCCUCUGGUCUCUCUCUUUCUGCCCCAUCUGGGGUUCUCCAGGAGGCUUUCAGUAAAGUGAAGCAGGCCCGUAUUGACAGAAGCAACACUCUUGAUCCUCCUGUUCCCGAGCAAGAACCAGUCACCUUCCCAUCCUCUGAGGCCGGCCACAUCUCUAGCAUUCUGUCUCCUUCAGAAGCUGCAGCAGCUUCCACUCCUGGCACGGCUUUUCCAUCCGAGUCCGUCACCUCCACUGCAACGCCUUUGCCUCCUCAAUCCACUGGCAGGGUUUCCUCUCCACCAGCAUCAGCUCUGUCACAACCUGCAGUCUCUGAUUCCAUUCCAUCCUCCCAGCCUUCUCAUGAAACCGCUGCUCCACAGCCCCCGACGGCUUCUACUAGCAUCCCUCCUCCGUCCUCCACCAUCUCCCCUUCUUCCACUCUGACGUCCAUCUCUGCUGUAGCCGGGCCUCAAUCCAGCAGUACCUCUGCUUCCACCGGCACUCCCAGUGUUGUCGGAUCUGCUCCCAUAUUAGAGCAACUCAAUGGUCAACCUUCUCAGUCUGUAAACUCAACCAUCCAUUCUCAGCACCCCCAGACCCAGAUCCCGUCGCAGCCUGUGGAGUCAGAGGGGAGCGAGCUCCAUUCUAAGACGGCUGGUAGAGAUGAUAUUCAAACCUUAGACAUGAAGCUGCGGUCCCUCUUUAAAGACCAAAGUUCUGCCUCUUCAGCAUCAGUCGAUCCCAGUCAGAGCACAGGAACCUCCACCCCUCCUGCCACAUCCUCCCCACCACCCGGAACCACCCUGGUGCCCCCAUCAAAUCUUUCCCUGUCGAGUGGAGUGCAGCUUCCAGGCUCAAUGUCGACUCAGGCCGGACAUGCCCAGACCCCGCCCUCCAAACCCAAGUCCCAGACCAGCUUUGAUCAAGCAACCACACCUCCUUCAGAACAUCCACCCCAAUUUCCUGAACCAAACCAGGCUCAGCAACAGCAGGGGGAUUUAGACAGUCAGCUGAGAAGACCUGCAAGUCCAGAGACUCUUCAGGCUGAUGAUGGAGCUCAACCUCCAAGCCCAGGUUUCACUUUAGGACGCUUCACAAUCUCUGUUCCACCUGAUGAGGCUUCCACUAGAGCUCCAGAUCCAUCCAGUGUGGUUUCUUCUGCUUCCCCCUCACUCUCCUCUACUUCUUCUUCCUCUUCAUCCUCUUCACCUUCAAGUCCAGAAAACACUCUUCACCGCUCAUCCUCUCUGUCCAAAGACGUUUCUGAAACUGACAGACCCAGUCAGCCCACAACUAUCGGUCGCUUCCAAGUGUCCAAAAGCAGCGCCUCGUCUGAGCCAGCUGUUGGUUCAGUGGUGGGACGGUUCUCAGUCACAGUGACUCCAGCUCCAAGCUCCAGUUCUUCACACAGCUGCAGCCUUCAGAACGGACCUUCAUCUUCGCUCUCUGAUCCUCUGAACACUCCUGCCCACUACAGCAGCGACAACGACGAGUCUGAGACGGACGACGAAGUCUUACAGAAAGAAAUCAGUCGCCUGAGAGAAAAACACAUGAAGGAGAUUCAGGCCUUGCACACCCGCCAGAAGGAGGAGAUAGCAGCCCUGUACAAACAGAUGGGAAAGUCCCCUCCUCAGUGCCUCGCUUCUCCUGCUCUGGUGAUGGCUGGAGGCAGACGCAGGCGCAAAAGCAAGAACCACAAGUCUCGCAGCGGCGGCCAUCCCAGUCCCGUACACUCAGCUCAAAGUCAUGGAUCAGAGUCCCCUCCAAAGCAAACGUCCUCUUCUGCAACAGAGACUAAAGGAACGGCGGUCGACCCGCAGCAGCUAACGUGCUCUCUGUCCAUGCCGAGCCUCGGAGGCUGCACAGGAUUAAGUGGGUCAGGCUCCACAAACUGUUCAGGCCAUGACCAGGCCGCCAUGACUCCUCUGCCUCAGGCCACAGGACCGUCAUCCGUCCCUCACACCCAGAAGGGGAAAGGCACCUUCACUGACGACCUGCACCAACUAGUAGAUAACUGGGCCCGAGAUGCUAUCAGUCUGUCCCAGUGCAAAAAAGGGCCUAAAGCUGGGGCCACUCUUGGACACGAUAUCAUUCCUCCAGCCAACAUGGCCCGUAAAUUUUCCGCCCCAGGCUACCUCUGCCCAGGACCUGUAGUGGCAAACAACACGUCCACGACCAACGCUCACCUCCCCAACCCGAGCAACCCCUCUGCCUCUCUGGGGUCUCGCAAAGGCUCCCUCGGUCCUGUGGCCCAGGGCUUCGGGUUCACGUCUUACAGUGCCCCCCAGUGGGCAGGACCCACCGGCACAUGUCAGGUCAGCGUGCACAACCCCUCACAACUAAAGCAGUACCAGCCCCCCACAACAGCCCCCAUGUCCAUGCAGCAAGGCUUUCACUUAGGAACACCAGCCCUGCAGAAGUCAGUCAGCCCUGGGGGGUCUAACCCCAGGCCAACAUAGCCUUGCUUCAGACUGGGACGAAGGACCAAAUGGAGCAGAGAUUUUCCACAGUCCUUGAUGGAGAACCACGGCCCGCCUUUGCAGUCACUGCUGUCGUUGCAUCAUCACUUUUUAUUUCAACUUUUAUCGUUGUGUGUUCCUGUGAAUGGUUGACCGGCGGGGUUGGUGUCCUCUCAGGCUAAACCAUGACUGGGGGGUGGCAGCGGGGGGGAGUGCAAUACACACUCACAGCACAGAAAUGUCACGCUUAACCUGCCAUGAGCUGUGAAAAAGAGCUGUGAUGAGUCAGCUGGUCGGGUCAACAGCAGCCAAAUGGGAGAGCAGAUGUUGUCCCUCCUUUAAAAGGGGAUCUGGGAUUGUAGUUCUCAUCUUUACAGGCCACAGACAGGAUUUUAGUUCAAUGACUCUGAAGGGAAGGGAUGUUUAUGUUGGCGAGGACCGGAGAGUGUAUAGGAGGUGUGAGCAGAAAGACUUGUAGAGUUGGUAGAAGAAAGAUUUGAUAAGUUAGUGUGGAAAAUGAUUGCAGUAUGAAUACAUCCCAUUAUUAUUAUUAGGUACAAGGCAAUAAUGAAGUAGAUCAACUGUCCCUUGUAACUGUGGCCUUAACUCCCAAACACACAUGACCAUCAGCUUUGUACAUAGAUUGGGCUCUGAGUACAUGUUUAACAUAUUCCUGUCUCUGUGAGUCUGUCGUCAUGUGACUUGAGUUUUUAUAUCAUAAAGAUUUAAUAUGCUGAUUUACAACUGACUUAUGGACCAGUGGAUCUGCGGUCCUGGUGUUGACCACCACUGACUGUUCGAUGCCGACUCAGAUCAGUCCCAACAAGGCCGCUCGGCGGCUGUCGUUUUUGUUCCGUGUUUUCCCACCGAACGGAUUCCUCAAACCACUAUUUACUUUGCGCUCAGAAAUGAGACUUAUAAUAUCAAACGUUAUAAAAAUAUAUAUAUAUAUAUAUAUAUAGCUUUUCAAAAACGGAUUCACCCACCCAAUUUACAGAUACAAACAAGUUCUGAGCAAAGUCCCAAAAUCCUCCUACCCAUAACAUGUAACUGUGACCUUUCACAUCACAAGUGUCUGGGGUUCUCUGUCUGUGGUCUGUUUUUGUAUGCUUAUAUUUAAUACAACAGACAAUGUUCGUUAUGGACCUGUAUUCAGCCAUCAGAUUUUGAUGUUGUUUCACUGUAAUUAUUAAAGGUUGUUAAACAACAUGUAGUUAAUGAAAUAUAAAAAAGUGCAAUUGCAGGGUUGUUGUAAUUGGUAUCCCACUCACCGUGCAGGGAGCCUCCUGCGGUCUGUUAAGCUCUUCUAUGACUGCCCUGUCACCCUUUUCUAUUUUAUUGUACAUAUGCUAAUGUGAGGUGAAAGCUUUCACAGUUCUCAGUCACUAGAGUAUGCUUGUGAUGACCCGUUCUGAACGCACAUGCACUCUAACCCGUAGACACCAGGAAGACUUUAGUGCCUUGCAUCCUCACUAACGACCACCCACAUUUAUCCAGUAUUGCAGCCGCGACUGUGCAUCAAAGAACCAGUAACUAAACCAGUGCAUGACGACGCCUGGCACGGCCACUUCCCAGCAUGCAACACUGAAACUUUGGCCACACGCUGGACUUGCAGAACAAAUAGCACAUGAAGUGGUCGUUUUUUUUUUUUAAGUUCCUUUUUCUCUACAGUUACAUUUGUGUCGAGUAAUCAUCUGUAUUUAUACUCAGCUCAUGUGAACAUAGAUUUUUGCCGACCUGUGUUUUUUUUGUGGGUUUAUUAUUAAACGAUUUUCAUACUUGUUCUGGAAGCAAGUGACCUGUACAAAGGUUUAAAAGUUGUCAUGCUGACUCAACUGUUGUCUCAUAGGAGUGCCAUGCUGAUGUUGUGACUCUUCCACCUGCUUGUAGAUUAAAUUAACUUCUCUAGAGAAAAAAAAAUAGUUACUGCAAUGCAGAAUAUGCAAUGUUGAAAGUUUUUAACGGGGUCGAAAAGGGGUAUUUGACACAUUUGCAUGCUGAUGAGGGUGUUUACUAACUUGUAUUAGU
Molecule: messenger RNA, 7668 nt
Organism: Oryzias melastigma (Indian medaka)
Lineage: Eukaryota; Metazoa; Chordata; Actinopteri; Beloniformes; Adrianichthyidae
Gene: wnk1a
Product: WNK lysine deficient protein kinase 1a
Biological process (GO): monoatomic ion homeostasis; intracellular signal transduction; negative regulation of sodium ion transport
Cellular component (GO): cytosol; cytoplasm
Molecular function (GO): chloride channel inhibitor activity; protein serine/threonine kinase activity; ATP binding
Source: RefSeq, a predicted model, not a curated record